Messenger RNA from Saprolegnia diclina VS20, 800 nucleotides. RefSeq lists its product as hypothetical. The transcript has a single exon. The record is from RefSeq and is a predicted model, not a curated record. The coding region runs from base 38 to 769 and encodes 243 amino acids. Lineage: Eukaryota; Oomycota; Saprolegniomycetes; Saprolegniales; Saprolegniaceae.
CGGCAAGAAGGGACACCGAGAUUGCCGUUUUGAGACCAUGGCAGCACGGCUCGUCCGGUCGCACAGCGACAUUGAUCUGCGCGAGGCCGCGCCGUUCCUGGUCAAGGUGGCGACCGAGGCCAAGGCCGCGGCGACGCCCCAAGAGACGACCCACAAGGUGACGCUGCUCAUGGACCAAGAGGAGUGCCCCAUCUGCCUCGACGAGUUCGAGUCGCUCGGGCAGUCCAUCUUUACGGGCGAGUGCGGCCACAAGUUUCACUUUACCUGCCUCCUUGAGAACGUCAACCACGACGAGGCGAAUGCGACCAAGUGCCCCAUCUGCCGCAAGGUGCAGACGCAGUGGCCCGAGCCGACGGCUGGCCUCGCCAAGGCGCACCCGUGCUGCACCAACUGCGGCAAGCGCGGCACAGGCGGCCAAGCCUGCGAGGGCUGCGGCCACUCGCUCGCGCACACACCGACGGCCGCCGAGCGCGCACGCCAGCAAGCCCAGGGCGCGGGCUCGAGCAACGUCAUCGUCGAGUGCCCGGCGUGCCGCAUCCGGUGCCUUGUGAGCUCGACUGCGCGGGGGACACUGCAGUGCCCGAACGGCCACCUCUUUACGCUGCGAAUGCCGUCGUCGGCCGCGGCGCCGCCGCCGUUGCGCGCACCGUCGGGCGGCAUCGUCAUGCGCCAGUGCCCGUCGUGCAUGACCCGCGUCCAGAUGCCGCCAGGCAGCCAACCUGGACAGUACAUGUGCCCGAACGGCCACACGUUCUACUAUCGCCCCUAACGCGGAUUGAAUGUAUAUUUUGUGUGUUGCA